CGGCGAGCCAGUCUGACGCCAGGCACCGCGACGCUAUGACGUCACUGGUUCGCGUUUUUCCACCGAUCGUUUCACCACAGCGACAUCUACUGGAGCUGGUGUGACGCGCGGGUUCCUUCGGCCAACCGGAUACAAACCAGGUGAAUCCGGAACCAGGAGUCUUUCAACGCGAAACAGAGUCUCGUCUAUCAGCUGCUACGUUUUCAAAGAGAAAAAUCUUACGGACGAGCGCGAGCCGGCAAACUCGAAGCGACCUUUAGACAACGUGGACGAUUUCCCACGAGAUCGUUGGUUGCCUGAUCCGCAAAAGAGAAAGUGGACAAAGGGAUAGACAUUCUCGCGCUUUCUUUCCUUUCUAUAGACACGUUUAAAUCGUUUUGGAAUAAACUCGGCCGGUUGACUUUCGAAGAACGCGAAAGAUGCAAAACAGGCGGUGAGACGGUUUUGGUGUUGGAAGACACAGAGGAAAAGUAGAAAGCUACAGCGCGGGCAAGGUUGAUCGUCGCGAAGCAAAAGAAGUCUGUGGAGAAACAUGGGGAAGAAGAACAGCAAGCUGAAACAGGAUACCAUCGAUCGACUCACCAAUGACACGUAUUUUACCGAGAAGGAGAUUCGACAAUGGCACAAAGGAUUCCUGAAAGACUGUCCCGAUGGUCUGCUGACGGAACAGGGUUUCAUAAAGAUCUACAAGCAGUUCUUUCCACAAGGCGAUCCAUCGAAAUUUGCCACGCUGGUUUUCAGAGUGUUCGACGAGAACAACGACGGCACGAUAGAGUUCGAAGAGUUUAUAAGGGCGCUGUCGGUAACGUCGCGCGGCAACCUGGAUGAGAAACUUCACUGGGCGUUCCGGCUGUACGACGUGGACAACGACGGUUUCAUCACGAGGGAGGAGAUGUACAAUAUCGUCGAUGCGAUGUACGAGAUGGUGGGGCAACAGCCGCAGGCAGAAGACGAGAACACGCCACAAAAGAGGGUGGACAAGAUCUUCGAUCAAAUGGACAAAAACCACGACGACAAAUUAACCCUGGAAGAGUUCCGGGAGGGUAGCAAAGCCGAUCCUAGAAUCGUACAAGCGUUGUCGUUAGGCGGCGAGUAACCUCGAGCCCCGUCGAGACCGCACCGUGCGUCGUCGAUCGUUUCAAGCCGGACGAUCGUCUCGUCACUUCGGUCCGGUCGUCGAAACGGAUAGAGAGAGAAAUCGAUCGCUCGAACAGAUAAGGAAAACGGGCGGCUCGAUAGCCAUAAACACGCAGUCCGGCGUACACGCAUACGUAGGUAGCACAUAAUGCGAAUCGACAUGACGCGAUCCUCUCUCUCCCUUCCUCUCAGCACUUUGUUUGUGCGAACGACAACAGGGACGGACGAUAGAAUCAGGAAAAAUUGAGUCCUCGGGAAAUUGACUUUAACACGUUGACUGCCGCGCGUUUUUUCAAUAAAAUCUCCUUCAGGACACGAGUGUGGUAUAGAUUACUCUGACCAAAUGGUUUUUUUAUGCCACCACAAUUAGAAAAGGAAUCAAAUGGUACCAAAAACUUGGCGUUCAACUCCCUCUGGCAAUUUCUGUUGUAAACGCUUUGACGGUUUACAAAAUUGCAACAAGGACGCGUGUAAAUGUUAGAAGAUUUAGAGAAUUAUUAGCUGCGAAAUUAUUACGGUUGUCUGAAAAUACAAAAAAUCAUUGUCUUCGACGGAGUCAGCAUAAUAUCGCCGUUGGGAAAAAUGAUUCCGGAAGAAUCAUUAGACGCCCAUGCAAACUAUGUUACGCGGAUAAAAGACGUCGAACGGACCGAUCAAAGACACGAGAGAAUUUAAAGAAAACAAUAACUUAUUGUCCAAAUUGUCCCGACAAACCUCAGCUUUGUAUAGAAUACUUUAAACUUUUACGCUCUAAAUAAUUUUCAUAAUAAAUCAUUUUCGUAUUAUUUUUAUAACAAUUCAAUAGUUUUAUUAUUUCCUGUGAAGUAUCUUUUCAAAUACGUACGACAAUCCUUCGCAAGUAGUCAAAUAGGUGUCAUCCAAAUACGGGUGACGCGGCUUUAUUAGAAACUUUGGCGUUACCCGAAUACGGGCGACGCGACCCCCCAGGAACUUUUUGGUGUCCCCCGAAUACGGGUGGCGCGGCUCUAUUGGAAACUUUGUUGUCAUCCGAAUAUGGGUGACGAGGCAGUCAACGUGUUAAAAGGCGGAAAUCCGACAUUGCCGAGAUCCUUCGAUCGGUGUACGCUCGACGGAACGCAAAAAGGAAACUAAUUUUCCCGUAGACGCUGGCCGGCGUUCUCGGCGUGGAACCUACCACGGCAGUAGAAACAUUGUGGCCACACGCUGCCAAACGUAUGGAGAACGAGCGAAUGGUCAAUGGAGCAGAGAACACGCGUAGAACGUAGGCGACGAUAUUCGUGGAAGGUUUCGAUAUUCGCGAACACGCAGUUUACGUGGCACGAACGAGACGACAAUUCGAUGGAUUCACAAACCCGGGGGCGUGGAGAAUUUUGCGAUAGUUUGGAAUCGUCGGUUCGAUACCGCGGCAAGCGAGCGUCGAGUGGAAAGCAACCGGAGAAAAAGGAAGGAAAGGUGAAAGAGAGCGGGCAGGAAAUGAUUAAAAUAAGAGGAAAGCGGAAAGGACGAGCGUUUUAUCGACUGGCCGCAUUUCCCCGUCAAAGCGAUUUCUCGUUUCAAUUUUCAAACGCGGUCGGUAGAACGACCCCGCGGAACAAUUCACCCGGGUUCCCCGAUUCUAACGAACCUUCGAUGCCUUUCGCUCGUCCGACAAUUUCGGAUCGCUGAAAUUGCUUGGCAGAGAAAUUUCGCUUACAGGAAUUCCAACCAGGCAGACAAACGAAAAAGUAAGAUAAAUAAAAAGCAUUAAUUAAGAAGCAGAGCAGAAUGUAGGUCGAGACAGGUUCUCGCGUCGUUUCGAGAAACUAGUUGCGAUCUAAUUGAAACGAAGAAUUCGUGAAUGUCGGGUCGAUAUGUUUCUGAAAAAGUCAAAGCAGUGGCAUGCAACACACGCGACACGACGAAGCAUGAAACGAAGUUUGAAGCACGUGGCUCGUUAGCACGCGUCGACCCUCGUCGUCGAGGUUCGUUACUCUUUACCCUGGAGCCUCGCUAAACACCUGACCCGUUUCAACGUCGUUUCCACGUUAAACGUUCGCCAUCGUGUUCCGACUUGGACGAGCGAAGUGGACACGACCGACGAUGAGCGAUGAUCAUUGGAAUCAGUUUUCUUCGCUGUGUUUCACUGAAAUUGACGACGUUGAUCGCUGGUUCGCGACCCGCUGCUUACCUUAUUUUCCUCUUAACCCUUUGCACUCUUAUGUCGAGUGUGACUCGACGUGAGUUUUCAUCUCAGGAGCUCCUUUGUCGAGUUCCACCUUUUUUUGUGAAACGUGCGAAAGAAAAGCAGAAUUGGAUCCUGGAAAUUGUUUCAAGAUAUAUCGUACACUUAAAAAUUACAAAAUACAACAAUAACGCGAAUAAAACUGUUAUUUAAGUGAAUUUCUUUCUUCCUUUAUUUAUUUAAAUUGUCUUAUUUUUAUGAUAAAGUAAAUUUCAAAUAAAACACUCAAAAGCGUUGGAAGCUGCUGGCAACGAAAUUGAAAUAAAAUUCGGAGUGCAGAGGGUUAACAAGCGACCUUACGCAACAACGCUGUAUGCGAAUUCACUCGAUGAAUCAUAUUUAUUUUUAACAUAAAUUUACAUAAACCGGUAGCCCUGACCUUUCUCGUUUCUUGAAACUCUGCAGCUACGAAUUUUAAUAAGCUUCGCCCGAAGUUACGUAUUUCGUUUCACUUUCUUCCAAUCGUCUUACGACUAUCGUUUCGGCAUAAACGCGCGUACAAAUCGCCAGAUCUCCCCACGUUUUCCUAAACGUUGUACGAUCGAUCGUUCACGGGUUACAGAUCGCUGCGUCGGUGAUAAACGUGAACGCAAAACACGCAAAACUUUCCCGAGAAUGAAAAUACUCGUUCCACUAUGCCUAACAUCCGACGAGUGGCGUCGCAACGCCACGGUCUUACAUCCUUCGUUUCGUGCUGUUACAUAAAUUAUAUCGACGCUAUCGUCGCCGUCCCGGCGCUUAUACCCACACACAUAUCUACAUAUACGUACACAUAUAGCAGCAGCAAAAAUUAUACGACCGGCUAAACGACCACGCCUCUGUACGCGCCCCCAGGAUUAAGGUCGUCGAGGAAGUUCGGAGACAAACAACUCCGAAAAUAAAUCCAAGCGAGUUCCUCUCACGCCUAAUUCGCUCGUCUACUUAAGUUACGCCUGUUUUUCUCGUUCGACGAUUCCAUUGAUCUACUUUGGUCGGAUUAACUUGCCCUAUUUCCUUCUUUUUCCUACUGGCUAUUAUGUUACAUCAUUGUUACAUUAUUAUUGUAAUUACAUUGUUAUACCACGUUUGGUAAUUUGGUAUUUCGCUAUACACCGUAGUCUGGUCGUGCGAUAGAUUUCGAUGCUACGACGUUAACAGAUUAACACUUUACCGAUCGAUAGCCGAUUAAUCGGCUUCUUGUCGCCGACGCUUACCGACCUACAGCCUAUUAAUCGGCUUUUUAUCAACGACAAUCUUUCUCAUUAUUUGAGCAGUAAUUUGUUAUUUAGUACUAAGAUACCUUACUCAGUUGUGUCAGUUGCGUUGCUUUGUAAGCUCCCACAGUUUUAUACCAAUUUGAAAAUCUUACCGUUCGCGAUGAACGAAAAGAAUGGUAUUGGAGAGUCUAAACCGAAACAGAGCCGGCGCCAGGGAGUAUCUGCCCCUGAGCUGCCGGUCGGACGCGCGUAUGCUGUUGAAUCGCUAGCGGUCGGUAAAGUGUUAACCGAACGUGCGAGCGACGAGCGUCGCAUACGUUUUAAAAGACGUUGGCGCGCGAUAUCUAUGACGCACGGUUCGUUCUUUUUGCCUACGUCGAUCGUGUUAUAUUUCUAUGGGAAGCACUGGUCGUUCGAGUGUAACAAGUAUUUCGCAAUGAAACUCUCGCGUGAAUAAAUACGCGCGACCUGCGCGCAAUCUUCGAUGCCGUCUUCGUUCGAGCGUCAAUGAGAAGUCUCUGCCAAAUUGUGCGACGACACAUUCACCGAUUCGAUGCUCUUUUCUCCCGUCGUUACGUACGCUACUUGGCUUAAGAACCUUUCCAAUUUGCGCAGUUCGAGACGAGCGAUAUAAAAACUGGAGGCGAACGAAUAGCAAGAGGAUAGCAGGGGAAACGCGCAUUUGCGAAGAAUCGUGUUUCCUCCUCUUCCUGCUUCUUCUCGCUUGCGCCAAAAAUUCGAAAUUCUUCCGUAGAUCGCCUCCUGCCCUUGCAAACCUACGAGCUGCGUCUUUCGACGGGAAGAGCGGCGAGCGUGCAAGAUGGGAAAUAUUUUGCGAACGUCUGUCGCGUUUCAAAGAUGUGCGUGGUGCAACGCAUACAGCGUACGUAGCAGAUAUUUGCCAAAAAGUUCAAUAGCCGUGACAUUUGACAGGUUUUUUCUAGUUGCCCUGGACCAACUUCCAGGCUACGCGAACGUUGAAAACAGAUAAAUCAAAGCGGAAAGAACCGCCCCGUUUGUCGUUCGUAUUACCAAAGUUGUUCUUGUUAGAAGGUAGCCUUCUCAUCUACUUUACGAUCCGUAGCGAGAAAGAAAGUUUAAACGAUUUUAGAUAGAAUUAGCGUUUACUCUUGUUCCUUGGAAAUUACACGAAACGCAUCGUACCGGUUCCGCGUGCAAUGCACAAGAACAACGGUUUACAUUUAUAACGAAAACCGGUAGAUUGUAGAAUGUGGAUUCGCGCAUGCGACGACAAGGAGAUAUACCUGUAUGCGUGCUACGUUCGGCAACUCGUCGACCACCUUUUAUUUUUAAUCGAAACUGUACGAUCGACGACAGCGCGAAUCUCAGCUGAUCGCCGAGUUUCUCCGAUCGAAUGUUCCAAAGGUUCGAUCGUUGGACGAACGAUCGGAAGAAACACGUGAACGGACGCGAGAAAACGAACGGAGGUUGUUGAACGGACUCGUCGAACCUUGUCAAACAGUAGCAAUAAUCGAAAAACUAUGUUAGCGCUGUCGACAAGACAUUUUUUAACCGACGAAUAAAUGUAAAAAGCCAGCGAAUUCGCAGCAGCGCUCGCUGUACCAGCAGAUCGGCCGCGAGUCAACGCCGAUGUUUUCGAGUUUCAACGCUACUUCGGCGAUCCUCGCGUUAUUCCAUCGACUUUAAAACAAGCAGAAGCUUAUAAGGAGCGAUAAAUCUUCGCAAGCAGAUUUAUUGAAUCGAGGUACACCGAGGUGGAGCGAACAGGAGAACCACCGGCUCUGUGCUAUCAUAUCGUACGUAUACGCCGAUCGAUCGUUGGCAAGUUAACUCGUGCUGUGUCGUCGGCUCAACUAUAUCAAUUCGAUGAUUGCGAAACGUUUGCGUUCUUUCAUCCGUAUGAUUGAUCCGGAUAUCCUCGUUGCUCGCGUCGACCGAACGUUAACAAUCUUUCUUAUCGGAGAUUGUUAACCUGUUCGAUCGGAUCGAAUAGAAAUUGACGACGCGUAUACUUGAAAAUCCUGUCUCGAUUUAACCGACACUUUGUUCUUCGCAUUACUUGUGUACUUCGUUCAGCGACAAUUUCUUAUUCUCCGAGAUAUUCUCGAGUUUGUUUCGUUUCGCUUUUCCGAAGCUUCUCCGAUCAAGCGUUCCACCGACAUGCUACACAGUCGCGGAACGUGAAAAUCCGGUGACGUUAAUAGCCGACGUACAAGCAACCGUGCGAAGAAUAAGAAUCGGCAAAUUCGUUUUGGACGUUUGCCGGUUACUCGAAAUGGAUUGUCGAAGCCGCGGCUGUAACAGCGCGUGCAUCGGAGAGGUGGCUCGACAAAACGGCGACUUGUUCGUGUACCGGCGAAUCAUGGACUGAUAAUUGGCUUGAUUGAGUAAUUUUUACAUUUCCAAGAGACGUUAUAGGAAAAGGAUUUUUGCUUAGCUGAGACUUGUAGAUGCUUUCCGUGUAAAGUUCGUGUAGUGAAGCUUCGUCGAGCUACAGUCUUCUCCUUUUAACUUGCCAGUGGUACGAAACGAGUGAUACGACGAAACUUGAGAAAAAAGAGGAAGAGAGAGAAAGAGAGAGAGAGAGAGGAGAGGAAGAAGCACAAGGAAGCGAGUGGAAAAGAGGAAGUAAAAAUACGUGGUAACGCGCGUUGAAAUAUCUUCUUCGAAGUUUUGCAUUCCUCCGCAAGAUAUAUCUACUACUACUACUACUACUACUACUACUUUUCGCGCGUUUAUCGUCGCGAAAGCUCGUUUUUAUAAAUAUUUUACGAAUUAGUAAAUCCGCGGAGAAAAAGAGAGAAAGAGAGAGAAAGAGAGAGAGUUCUCCCGCUUCUUGAACAGAACAUUUCACGUGGAUAUUGAAAAUUGCGAUGAACGCGAUGGAAACACGGUCGUGUUCGUUCGUGUCGUAGGACGCGGACCAGCUGUUAGGAUAUCGAGUUCGAAUUCCAUUCGACGGGCAACUUUAUCGCGACAAUCAAAACGGCUUUAUAAGGUUUACAACGUUCUGCCCUUGGUUUGGGAAACGACAAGUUUUUCCGACGAGUUGUAUCGAACCAAAGGAAAAUCACUUUUCCAACGUUCGAUGAUUCGCAAAAAUAGGAUAAAGUACGAGAGAGAUGAACUAUCGAUCGGUUCUGCUCCCCUCCUCUCUCACUCUCUCUCUCUCUUUUUCUCUCGCUCGCUCGCUCGCUCUCGCUCGUUCGAUGACUCGAACGAAAAGAAAAUCAAUUUCUUCACGCAUACGAUUAAAAAGAAUUAUUCUACUAUAGCGUUACUCGAUAUUUUGAAAUGCUGCAAAGUUAAAAGGGCUAUUCUAAUGCGUGCCACUAUACUCGUAUCGCUAUUAUCGCUAGUUAUAUACUAAACGCUAAUCUACUGUUACUCUACUCUACUUACUCAGCAACGUGACAAACUUCUCCGUCUAGAACGCGUACGGUACUCUCUCGUUCGGCGAGCAAACGCGAAUGAAAGAAAGAAAGGAAGAAAGGAAGACAGAAAGAAGAAAGAAAACGGAGAAAGAGAAGAAACUACGCGGCGGAAAGGAAGAAAGCGAAAAAGAAACGAUUCUCGAUGGGUACAUACUACACGGACACACAUGACAUUCACACGAGAACACGAAACACACAGCAGACACGCGUACACGCCGACAUACGUCAAGGUCAUUGUUUUACGAACUUUCUGUGAUAAUUAUUAACAAUCACUAAAUACGAGGAAAAUCGUUAGUUACGAGGUGGCAGAGAACGAACGGACAUGCUUGUAAAUUGUAAAUAAACGCGACGGCGGGUUUGCGAUAAUCGCGACUGCGGUGAGUAGAGAAACACAGAAAAGGGGGCAGACAGUUACGAUCGGAUCGGAAGAAAUGUUGUUGUUACGCGAUAACACGUUAUCCGUGUUCCGUGGUUGAUCGAGGAUCCACGGCUGGUUCGUCGACGAUACGGACGGUCGUACGACGAAUCGACGACGGAAGCAACCGAGACGAACAUCGUGACCUCGAUAUAUAUAGCUAGGUUGCUCGGUUACCACGAAAAUCUAAGCGCAUUGUUAUUUUGUAUGGUCCCAGGCGUUUUUUCUAAAUAACCACGACAUCGUAACACACGAUAAUGAUGGUGAUUAAUAAAAAUAAUUUGAAGCACA
Bombus pyrosoma is the source of this 8658-nucleotide messenger RNA. RefSeq names its product frequenin-1. Bases 533 to 1096 code for a protein of 187 amino acids. The record is from RefSeq and is a predicted model, not a curated record. Gene Ontology annotation, molecular function: calcium ion binding; calcium sensitive guanylate cyclase activator activity. Lineage: Eukaryota; Metazoa; Arthropoda; Insecta; Hymenoptera; Apidae. The transcript has 8 exons.